Messenger RNA from Nymphalis io (European peacock), 654 nucleotides. RefSeq names its product zinc finger HIT domain-containing protein 3. The record is from RefSeq and is a predicted model, not a curated record. Lineage: Eukaryota; Metazoa; Arthropoda; Insecta; Lepidoptera; Nymphalidae. The coding region runs from base 168 to 557 and encodes 129 amino acids. The transcript is spliced from 3 exons. Gene Ontology annotation, molecular function: protein binding.
UCAAAAAAAUUGAAUUAACUAGUAAAUUACAAACUUUACUUAACUGUUGUUUAUUUUUCGUUAAUACUAGUAAUAAAAGUUACACUGUUAAGUUAAAAAUAAAAACAAUAAUACACAACAAAUAUUUAAAAUAAAGCUCAAGAGAAGAUUCGUCUACAAAAGUUGAUAUGGAUUAUUGUGUACAAUGUGGUGAGGACUCAAAAUAUAAAUGUCCAAUAUGUAGAGAGCCAUAUUGUUCCGUUGCCUGCUGUAAACUUCACAAAGAAAGCCCUUGUUCACCACCACCAACACAAAUCCAAGCUCCAAAAGAAGAAUCUCGUAGCACAGAUGAGUUUCCUACAGAUGACACAGUGCCACCUGAAAAGCUAAAGUUACUUGAACAAUCAACAGAUUUAAAAAAAUGUUUAGAAAAUCCACAUGUAAGAGAGAUACUGGAAAUAUUAGAUUCAUCACCUCACCCUGAUCUACUAAUAAAUCAGUACAUGCAGGAACCAAUAUUUACAGAAUUUGUUGAUGCUUGUUUGAAUGUUGUUCAAAACAGCAGUAAUGAUGACUAAAUCUGAAUGUUUAUGAAACUAAAUAAAAGAAGAAAUCUUAACUAUUGUUAUUGUUUACUUAUUAAAAUAUUUUUUAAAUAAAAUGUGACCAAAUUUA